Messenger RNA from Penicillium paradoxum, 1128 nucleotides. Its product is annotated as putative integral membrane protein. The coding region runs from base 1 to 1128 and encodes 375 amino acids. The record is from RefSeq and is a predicted model, not a curated record. Lineage: Eukaryota; Fungi; Ascomycota; Eurotiomycetes; Eurotiales; Aspergillaceae. The transcript is spliced from 4 exons.
AUGACCACACUAUCAACACCCCGCGGUCACCAGGCCCUCGCCGUCAGCAUUGUAUUUACAACUUUGGCAACUAUCGUCGCUGCCAUUCGUGUAUAUACACGAGCUUGUCUUGUGAAGCAGAUGGGAUCGGACGACUACGUCAUUCUCAUCUCUCUUGCUUUCUCAUGGAUCUUUUUUGGUCUGAUGAUUGGCGAAGUCUUCCAUGGCAUGGGUGAGCACUAUACCAAGAUCCCUUCGGUAAUCUACAAGACUCAAAUGAUCUAUUUCUGGGCAACAGUGCCUAUCUAUCAAACAAGCCUCAUCAGCACAAAGAUGUCAAUUCUUCUCCAAUACAAACGAGUCUUUUCUACGCCGAACAUGCGCCUAGCAUGUUGGCUCCUGAUUGCAUUCCUGGGCAUCUACGGUUCCUGGACCAUCGCAAGUGCCUGGGCCAAUUGCGUUCCUCUUGCGAAGUUCUGGGAUGACACCGUCCCAGGCUUCUGUUUUAAUAAAAAGGCCUUAUGGUUCUCUAAUUCCGCCAUCCACAUUCUCACCGACAUUCUCAUUUUGAUAUACCCAAUGCCAGUCCUGAGAUCCCUCCAACUGCCAAGAAAGCAGAAGCUCGCUCUCAUGGCCGUCUUCGCCCUGGGUGGAUUCGUCCUGAUUACAAGCAUCUUGCGUCUCCAAGCCCUCCUCGUGAUCUCCAACUCAAACGACCCAACCUAUGACAACGUCGGCGCCGCAGCCUGGUCCGCCGUCGAAUGCAACGUAGCAAUUAUCUGCGCCUGUCUCCCUGGUACACGCGCCUUCCUCUCGAAAUUCCUCCCACAGAUCUUCUCCACCCGAAGCAACGGCUACCGCAGCAAGCCCACCCGGCCCUCACACCACGCCCUAACUGGCAACGGGAAUACCACAGUCCUGGCCUCCGUCGUCGGCGGCCGUGAGCACAACUCAGCUUAUGAUCACGAUUUGGAAGAUUUGUCGCCCUCCGAGUCCUUCCGUAGCUAUACCAAGGAGGAUGUGAAGGAGGCUUCCACUGGUAUCAAGGUGACGACCAAUGUCACGAUGGAGAGGACUUCACAGCCGAAGAGUGUCGCUGAUGAUGAUGGAGGGAGCACAAAAGAUCUGGUGACAAAGCAUAGCUAUUGA